CACAUUUGACGCAUAAAAUGUCAAAUACAUCAUACAUUAGCUUAUUUAUUAUAACAAUUCAGUAAAACCAAACAAACAUUUGUGAUUUGCAAGAUUUUCACUGAUGUAUAAAAAAAUAUGAAAUUCCGAUUUUGUGGAGAUUGUGAUUGUCCGGAAUGGGUGCUUGCAGAAAUUCAUUCGUCGUUAUCAAUGCUCACAUCAGUCAAGUUGAAAAUUUUAACUCAACUAGUGGCUUGUAGUAUAUUAGGCGAUGAAGUUCCGGAAGUCAAAUUGAAAAGUUCCUUUAUGACAAAUAAAAACGACCUGAAGUCCAUAAAGUCGGCAAUGGCAUGUAUUCGAUUCUUGUUAGUGAACGCGACCAGAUUUCGUACCGAUGAAACCACAUUUUCGACAGAAUUGCAACAAUUGGGCCUUCCUCAAGAACAUUCCUCUGCCAUUUGUCGUGUAUUCAAAGAACAAAGUGGUAAUAUUCAAGAAUAUCUAACGAAAAAUAGCUUAACAGUUAACGAGCUUAUCGAUAUGACAUUCGACAUACCAAGCGAUGCGAUAAACUGUGCCUGUAUAACAUUCAAACUAAAAAAUGAAAUUAUCGAUGGAGUGCCGACCGAAACAAGCCAUGAGAUCAAUAUAGAGAGGUCUGAUGUAAGAAUGUUACUGAAAGAAAUGAAAACGGUCCGCAGCCUCAUGGACGAGACUGAAUAAAGACUAAACAUACACACUCCCAGUCAACCCAUUUAUAUCUAUGCGGGGCACAUGCUUUUAAAAUUAUAUAUCACUUCAGAAUGCAGAUAGUAUAAUUAAAUUAGUUUAAGUGCUGAAUAUAAAAUAAUGGUAAUAUAUUGGAAUAUUUUACUUUGUGAAAAUGAAUAUGUCAUGAAAUGUUAAAAGAGUUUUUGGACCAGAGAACUAAAUCUUUUCAACACAUAUACGAUCCCAACAAUAAAUUUUGGUUUAAAUUCAAUUUUACUUAUUAUUUUCAUGCAUGCAUUUUUGUCAUUGUAAAAGUUUUCCCCUUUAAACAUUUUGCAGAUUAAAACGCAUUCAACAAAUUCAUAUUUUAAAUAUAUCCUUGCGUAAAGUCUCAAUAUUCGAUUAGCGGUAUGCAGUUUGUAAACCUCAAAUGGGUUUCGGGUUCUUUCAACAUGAUUUAUUCCAUCUUUAAACAAUUUGGAUGCUUUGCUUCAUUUGGAAUGACUCAAGCUAUCAACUUACGCGUGUGAGUGUGAUCCAGCAAACCAUAGUAGCUCACGGAUUUUUCUAUGAAACUAUUUUUUCUAUUCGAAGUUUUAGAUGAAAUAUGGAGAUGCACCAAAAAUUAAUCACAAAAAAUGGAAUAUUCAACAGAAUAAUAUCCACCAUGAGGAAUAAAUUUAUAAGGAAAUUAGAAUGAAUUUAUAAGGUUUUUGUUAAAAACUCAAAUGCUACCAAAAGCUCAUCCAAUAAAUACACCCAUAGAAGCUUUUUUGUUCAUUCCAAAAAUGAACAAUUCCAAAUAUUGUUAUAUCUGAAUGAAAAACUAAUUGAUGAACAGCACGAAUGCCAUAAUAAAUAAACCAAAACCAAUUUCGCUUAAAAAUCUAUAUCUACCUAAAAUCAAUCUGCAUUUAUUACAGUGUUUUCAAUAUUGACAUAUAUAUUGGUGACAUAUAAAUAUAAGGCAGUAAGCAAUACCUUUUGCAAUAUGUGCCGAGUAGGAGUAAUUCUAGAAAAAUUGAAAUUGCAAUAAAAUCAACACAAAACGAGAAAGUCUUUUGAAAAUGUCAUAAAAAUGUGUAACAUUCGAUUCUUAUUGAUAAAAUUUGGCAUUGUGUUUUGAUGGUGAAAUAUAUACUUCGGUGUUCAUACUUUUUUUCGUUGAAUACGAGUUGAAUGCUGGGAGUGUGAGUCAAAUAGCACGCGCUGUUGUUCAAGCAUACAGCCAAAUGGUUAAAAUUCGAUUAUAUAAAAAGUUGCUGUAACAAAUCGAGAAUACCUUCGAAAACACAUGCUUAAUUUUAACUUGAAUGGCAAAACGACAUUCGUAAAAUUUUUACGAAUCUUACAAUUGUAAGAGUCGAAAUGGAAAAAAUUAUGCAUUAGUUUACUAUCGUAAUAAAGGCGCCAGCUGCGGCAGUGUGAAAAAAACAAGUCAACAAAAAUAGCUUUUCGUUAAUAAGAUUCAAUACGAAUUUUAUCAAUUGCCAUUGUUUCAAAUCCGAAUCGAAUUUAUUACAUUCAGAGUACCAACAUUUACCCCUCAGCUUUUGAGAUGGGGGGGGUCGGUAUACAUGUGAACAAAAUGAUCGUUUGUUUGCGACAUAUUUUUCAUUUGAAACACAGCAUUUCUUAAUAAAUGUGACUCCUGGCCUGUUUCUCAAGUCUGUUGUUGAUUUCAUUGUUCUUAAAAGCUACAAUUUGGAACAAUAUAAUGUUGUAUAUCAUCUUUUCAAUAAGUUUAAUUUUAGCAAGAUUGAUCGUUUUCGAAUAAUAAUUAAGGUAUGGUUUUUCAUAAUAUUUCUGUAGUGUAAAUAGCCAUGAACCAAAGAUGUUUUGUUUCCAUCUUAAUAGGUAAAACAUUUUUUGUGUUCGCUAAAAUUGGGAAGUGGGAUUUAUUUUAAAAUGGGAUUAGUACCAAAAUUUAAAUAACACGGGUAUUGAAUCGCCAGCUUAAAAUUCUAUACAUAAAUUUACAUGUUUAUGGUUUGUUUACAGUAUAUUACCUCGAUAUAAGCCGAAUGAGUGUGGCCGAGAGUACUGCAUUCUACUUGCACCACAAUGUGCAUUUAUUUGACUCUUAUUUAAUUCUCAUCAGCAGUUUAGUUGCUGCGAUUAAAAGGCGUGUAACGCCAACAAGUUCUUACAAGGGACGUAUAUCUUAACUUUUUCAUUUUAUUAUUGAACACAUUCAUGCACAAACUUUUCACAGCUUGUCACGCGACUAGUCACGUGUCUUCGUCACACUCCCCAAGGCAUAGAUAUCAUACACCAUGCGAUAACAAAAAACAACGCAACAUUUGAUUGUAUGCAAUGUAAACACUCAAUUACAUACAAUUUAAUAAAUACACAUGUUUGCACCAAUGUAAUCUGGUUGUGUGUUGUGCAUUUAUUUAUGAGAGGAGUUCGCUCACUUGCGUGGAUGAUAUAUUUUUCCUCAUCAACUUAAUCAUUGUCAAUGCUGAAGCAAUGCGUAUUGCGUAAUAUAAAACAUUUUUUUGUGUUUAAUCGAUUAAAAUUAAUAUUAAUAAAUUAGAUUUACAUAAAUAACGAGCAAUGUAAACCAAAUGUGUUUGAGCUAUAUAGGAAUGAACAAUGAUAGGAACCACGCUGAUUGAAUUUACUGCCACACAAUAUUAUUUAUUUUGAUAGAUUAUGUUCAAGAUAAGGCAAAAUAACAACAUCAACGGGUGUAUACAAGUCAUGAAGGGAUGAAUCUCUGGAUUGCAACGCAACGCGUGUUAAAAUGUUGACAUGCUAGAGUUGCUCGAAAGGACAUCGUGUAUUAUACAAGUGUCGGCGUUUUCAUGGGAAUACAAAAGGAAAUAUUAAACAUAUAAUAUCGUGGCUCUUCGUUAAUUCUCCCACGAGAGACACAUGCACAAAAGUGAACGGCAUUCACAUCAAUUGCUUUGAUAUACCUACCUUGUGCUGAAAUUAUAUUUAUUCAACAAUAUCAGAUUGGGCGAGGGUGACUCAAAACUUGAAGAAUACACUCGUUUCUGUGGGUGCAUAUAAUUAAAUACAAAUUAUACAAAAUUAAAAUACAAAUUGCAACAUAUUUGUUAUUUGUAAGCCAAGCACAUGCAGGAAUAUUAUGUAUUCUUAGGCAAACGAUGAUCCAACAACAUUUUACUCGGGGGAUCAAUUGUGCAAAACAAAACCGCAUCAUAAGAUUUUAUAAUAGUUCUUGAUUUAAUUUCACAAAAAUUAGCAGAAAAAAUAUUCUGAAAUCUCGCAAAAAUGUAUCAUAUGAAUCAAUGAAAGAAAAUAAAAUACGGCAAUUUUUUGAAUA
This is a messenger RNA of Sitodiplosis mosellana (orange wheat blossom midge), 3988 nucleotides long. Its product is annotated as COMM domain-containing protein 4. The transcript is spliced from 4 exons. The record is from RefSeq and is a predicted model, not a curated record. Lineage: Eukaryota; Metazoa; Arthropoda; Insecta; Diptera; Cecidomyiidae. The coding region runs from base 118 to 702 and encodes 194 amino acids.